Molecule: messenger RNA, 2612 nt
Organism: Lactuca saligna
Lineage: Eukaryota; Viridiplantae; Streptophyta; Magnoliopsida; Asterales; Asteraceae
Source: the annotation of a GenBank genome assembly
AUGAUAACAGUUAUGGAUGAUUUGGAUAUGCAUGACAUCGAAAACAAUCAUCUUGAUGAAGAAAAUCAACAGUUCGGUUAUACUGAUUCAGAGUUUCUUCAUAACGAGGAAAAUCAAUCGGAAACCCAAGAUAUGAAUGACAUCGGAAAUGAUCAUUACGAUGAAGAAAAUCAUCAAUUCAGAUCUGGUGAUUCAGAGAUUCUGGAUAAUGAUGGAAAUCAAUUGGAAAUCCAAGUUCAAAGUGACAAUGUUGCAGCACAAUAUGGCUCUUGCAAACAAUUCAUUGGAGCUGAUGGUUCUUUAUUUUGGAUUCCAGAGGUUGAACCUGGUUGGAUACCUACUUUGGGUUCAAUUUUUAAAGAUAUCAAAGAUGCUAUUAAGUGGUAUAAAGGAUAUGCAUUAAGAUCUGGUUUUGAUAUUAGAAAAUCAACAGAGAGGAAAAAGAGUGGAAUCACAACUUCGAAAUAUUUUAUAUGCAAUAGAGGGGGAUUGCCAAACACUUCUACCUUAGACACAAUUAGUGAUGAUCAUAAUAAGCAAUUGAGAAAUAGUAAUUGUAAACGCACAAAUUGCAAAGCUUUUGUUGCAUUCAAAGCUAUACCACAUUCUUCAGAAGUUUACCUGUGGCGCUUUGAACAACAACACAACCACAAAUUGAUCAAUCAAGAUUGUAUGCAUCUUUCAAGAGCUAAACGUCAGUUGAAUGUUGUUGAUCAAGCUUUUAUACAUAAGCUUUCGAGUGCAAAGGUGGGGGCAACUACAGCAUAUAGACUAAUGUGCGUUAUAAAAGGAGGAUGUGAAUUUGUUGAUGGAAUAGAGAUAGAUUGGAAAAAUUUUAAAAGGGAUAUAAAUUGUCACAUUGGGGGCACUGAUGCAAAUUUGUUGAUUACAAAGCUUCAGAAUUGUAAAGAGAAUGUUACAAAUUUUACAUACGAAUACAGAUGUGACAAGAAGCAGUUAAAUGCUCUCUUUUGGGCUGAUGACACUUCAAAACAAAACUUUGAGUUAUUUGGGGACGUUGUUUCGUUUGACGCAACAUAUCGUACAAACAGGUAUUGUAUGGUAUUUGUACCUUUUACUGGCAUUGAUAAUCACAAAAGGUGCGUCACUUUUGGAGCUGGUUUGUUGUGUAGAGAAGAUACAAAUUCCUAUAUUUGGUUACUUCGGUCAUUCUUGAAGUGUUUUGGAAAAGCACCAAUCAUGGUCGUGACCGAUCAAGAUCCAGCAAUGAAAAAAGCUAUUGAGAUAGUAUUUCCAUACACAAAACAUAGAUUUUGUAUGUGGCAUAUCACAAGUAAACUUCCAUUGAAGGUAAGCUGGGAAACAAUGAAUGAAUCAGAUUUUAAGGCGGACUUCAAUAGUAUAGUAUGGGACUCCAAAAUUGAUGUCAAUGAUUUUGAAAUGAGAUGGGAUGCAUUAAUGGUAAAAUAUAAGUUGCAAGACAAUAAAUGGAUGAAAGAUAUGUUUGAUUUGAGAAGCAGUUGGAUUCCAGCCUAUUUUAAAGAUGUACCGAUGUCAGGUCUAAUGAGAACAACUUCUCGGUCAGAAAGUGAGAAUUCAGCAUUCAAUAGGGUAUCGCAUCAUGGUUAUACGUUAAACAAUUUUAUGAAUGCUUUUGAGUCUGUUAUGGAAAGGCAAAGGAAUAAUCAGAUCAAAUUUGAUUUUGAUACAUCUACUAUAAUUCCAAUCAUCAAAACACCUCUUGAAGAUAUGGAGAAACAUGCAUCUAUGGUAUACACCAGGACUAUUUUUCUCAUGGUGCAGAGGGAGAUUCUUCAUUCACUUGUUUCUUGUUCACAGAAGAGUGUUACAUCAGGCGUUGUUUCUGACAUAUGCAUUGUCAAACAUAAAAGGACAAAUAUAUCAAAGAAGAAGGUAGUAGUUGAGAAAAAAGAAAAAGUUGACAUCGAUUCUGAAUGGAAUUUUAACACAAGUGAAGGUGAUUUUGAGGUUGAAUUCAACAGAGAAGAUCUAACGGUGAAAUGUUCAUGCAUGCUUUUUGAGCGGUUUGGAAUUUUUUGUAGACACAUCUUCUGUAUUCUAAAGAUUUAUGACAUACAAGAGAUUCCGUCAAGAUACAUUCUUAAGAGAUGGAGAAGAGAUAUUAUCCCCACCACAGUUUUGAAAAGGACGUUUAGAUAUAGUGAUUCGUCUGGAAAUGUUGAGAAGGUUGCAUACAAAGCUUUUUCCAUGCUUGAUCAAUGCCUGUCUUCAUUAAGUAAUGAUGACAAGAAGUUAGAAGAGUUCAUGCAGAAGCUUGAAGUUUUUAUGACUGAUAUUGGUGAACAAGGUUCAGACAAAUUACCGGUUACAAAAGAAGCUCAUAUUGAUAAACUUUACGGAGCUACUACGAAUCCUGAAGUUGUUGAUGUUGAAAAUCCACCUAUGGUGAAGAAUAAAGGUUCUGGUACAGGAAAACGUUUAAAAAGUGCUUUGGAGAAGGCUACUAUUCAAGGUAACAAGCAAUCAAGAUCAUGCAAAACAUGUGGGGUUAAAGGGCAUAAUUCAAGGAAAUGUUUGACAUUGUUGAAUAACUCCAAGGUACAAAGUGCAUAGUUGUGUCUAGAAAUAUAUUUCGAUUUUUUUUGUAUUUCAAUAAAGUUCAAUAAUAC